This is a messenger RNA of Sebastes umbrosus (honeycomb rockfish), 6521 nucleotides long. RefSeq names its product thyroid adenoma-associated protein homolog. The record is from RefSeq and is a predicted model, not a curated record. The coding region runs from base 79 to 5715 and encodes 1878 amino acids. NCBI's taxonomy places the organism in Eukaryota, Metazoa, Chordata, Actinopteri, Perciformes, Sebastidae. The transcript has 31 exons. Gene Ontology annotation, cellular component: cytosol. Gene Ontology annotation, biological process: tRNA methylation.
UAAGAGUUAUGUCACGUGACCAGUGUGCCAGCCCAGCGUGCAGCUUGCUGUCUGUCUGUACAGUGGAGUUGAUGAAACAUGUUGUCGUUUGAAGACCUGAUGACAAGUCUGCAAGACUUUAAGAUCACUGAGGAUCAAGCCUCUGAAAAUGUCAGCCAAACAUUCAGGCUCUUCUUUGAUAAACUGUGUGAAUCCUCCAGGAGCAGUGUGAAAAGAUGUAAAGAGCGCUGUUUAGAGGAGGCUGUCCAGCUGCUGAGACAGAUAUCAGAGGCUCAGCUUCAUGGCUUAGAGGAGAAACAUCUCCUGCUUCUUGUCAGACUCCUCAUCUCUCUGCAGCUGCAGAUGGCCAACAUCUCCACAGCCUGCCGUAAAGUGGACCAGAUGUUGCAACAUCUGGCUAAGGUGGACCACCAGUUGGUUUUUAGAGAAACCCAUCACUGUUUGCACUCCAUAGUCCAUACUGACCAGGUAUUGUCUUUUGAGGAUCUGCAGAGAGUCUGUAUGUUCCUGGAAGACAGCACGGCUGGUCGUGAGGUGUGGCGAGAGUCAUUCCUGUCUUUGCUGAAUAAAGUGUCCGAGUUAUUCCCGGUUGUAUUGCAACAAGAAUCCCUCAGAGACGGGCCGCUGUGUUACAUUGCCGUCAAGGUGUGUUUGCAAAUAUUCCAGCUGUUGUCCAGUGAAGUGUCUCCUCUAGUGUGGGCCGAGGAGGAGCACAAGGACCCAACAGUGGAGAGGAUCUUACAGGCUCUUAUGGACAUCAUACUUGGACAGUGCUGCAACAAGGACACCCGUCUGUUGGCGGGCACUGCUGUGGCCAUGCUGACCAACACAGCAUCAGAGAGCAGAGCUGGAGAAGCUGCUGCCUGGAGUCUGCUACAGGUCUCUCACUCAGAGCCCUGGUUGCUGACAGUUGGUACUCUCCAGGUAAAGUGCAACCCUACAGGGAAGGAUGGAGUGGACAGGCUGGCUGUGAGCAGGGGCCUCCUGACCUGCUGCCGACCUCACAUCCUGCUCAGCUCACACGUGGAUGCCACAGAAUGUUUAUUGCUGAAAGGUUUGUUUCCUCUGGUCUACGCUCUGUGUGAGGAGAAGCUGGAUUGCCACAACUUUGCCUUUGAAGCGUUAACACUGUGGCUGAAGAAAGUUAAAGAAUGUCUGGCUGAUAUCUGGAAGAUGACGGGCGUUCGCCUUCUGCCUGACGAUGGCAGCCUGCAGCGAGAGCUCAUUCACGUUAUCUGGACCAAUGCAGAGAGCCCAGUGGAAGGUGUGUCGGAGUUUGUGCGCAGUGCCUUCUGUCUCCUGCUGGACCUCUACGAGAUGGACUGUGAGCAGUUUGGUGACACAAAGAAGACUCUUUAUUUUACUCUACUGCAGCGAAUAAUCAAACUACCCUGGGAAGCCAAAGCCAAAUAUCAUCGCCUGUGUGCCCUGCUGCCAUACCUGGGUACUGACAUGGUGCUGGAUCAAUAUGCUGAAAUACCCAAUCAUCUCCUGAAGUGCCUGUCGGUCAAUCACCUGUCGCCGUGUGGAGCGGAGCUUUACAAGAGUCUGAUCCAGCAGCAGAGGCGAGAGCUACGUGAUACCUCACACACUGAGCUGGAUCUGGCCAAUCAGUGGGCGAAGCGCUGGCGGCCCGUCCUUCACGAGGCGCUGACGUCUGAUGUGGCUCUUCUACAAAACCACAGCUCCACACUCUUAUUACCCAGCACCUUUCACGUCUUCCCCUCCGCUGUGGAUCCUCUGCUAGCCUCUCUGGACCCGUUCGCCCCCGGCCACCUCCACGCCUGGGCCUGCAUCGUGAGCUCCUACCGAUCCACGACGGGAGGCUCUCCCUGGGCUUUGCAGGGUAGCUCAACCCUUGAAACCCUCCAGCUGGCUCUAGGGUCUGCAGAGGACAAAGUCCGCCUCGCCGCUCUCAGCGUCCUCUGCUGCAGCCCAAAGACCAAAGACACUCCGACCACGGAGGAGAUGUCAAUAAUGAGGGUGUUUAUUCCUCAGAACCUGAACUGUGAGUCCUCGCCUUUUCGCCAACAUUUUCAGGCCGGGGUGAAGAGGUUUCUGGUUCGUAUCAGAGACGGCUGCUUGGCACAUGUCAGGGGACAGAAGGGCAAAAAGAAAGGAGAUGCCACCCACUCAGAGACGACACAGGACAUACUGGAGCAGGGAGUAGGUUUUGUUGAAUGGUUAGGUCAACUUCCAUACAGCUAUCUGGCACCAGGACACAGUUUUCAGAGGAAGAAGACUGCGUUGCUGUUGCUGUCUGCAGUGCUGGAGACCUGCACAGACACCUGGAGCCCAGACAAAAAGAAGGGACAGCCUCCAGCACAUAUGGGGUCUCUUAUAAACUGUGCCAGACAAAGAGGACAGUGGGAUUUCGUCUGCAGGACCAAACAGCUGGUCCUCAUCAGCUGUUUAGAAGAUUCUACCAAUGAGAUUCGGGAGCUCUCAGCUGGGUUAUUAUUGAGGUUUUUCCCGGCCAGUUUUCCAGAUGACAUCGCAGCGGUGCUGCUCACGCGAACCAAACAGCUCCUGUGCAGUCCUCGGGUGCAGGAGGCUCAGAUGGGAGCGCUGAUGAUGAAGGUCCUCCUUCAGAAUUGUUCUACUUGUAGAUCACAGGACCAGCAUGAGGACUGCAGGCUGAACAGUAACAUCACUGUCGGCGGUGGAAGUAACCCCAAGGCCUCCUGCAUGGUCAGAUUCCUGGUGAGGGAGCUGGAGGAGCACUAUCUGACAGCCAAGGCUGACAUGAUGCUUGCUGCCAGAACCAAGCCUAUACAUGGUCUUCUAAGUGCCCUCCAGAGGUGCUUGCUCGAGGCACCCAGCAGUGUCUAUGACACACUUGACCACAGUCUGACCGUUGAGGUGCUGGUCCUGCUGGAGAGUGUGUCUCUGCUGCUGCUGACUGCUCUGUAUGGAGACCAGGAUGCCACUUGUGCCAGUGAGAAGGAUGCCCCUCCAUCUUUUUAUGAUAUGGGAAACGCCAUCAGCUCUUUGAUAGCCCAAGAGUCUGGAGGAGGCCAAGAGGAUGGAGAGGAGUGUGUCCUGUUAUCUGAGGAGCACAGCCUCGUCCUCACCUGCUGCUGGGUCUCCAUCAAGGAAAUAGGAAUCUUUUUGGGUUCUCUGGUGGAGAAAAUUCUCACUAAAUCCAAACCCAGCGAGUGCCUCCUAACAAAAGAGGAUCUAACGAGAGCAUCAAACGUGUACAAGAAUAUUUUUCUCAAAUGUCGUCACUGGGGGGCAGUAGAGGGGUGCUGCGGAGGCUUCACCAAGUUCUGUGCCUCUCUGUUGAGCAGCAGUGAUCCAGAGAUUAGGGACAUCCCGGCCCACAUGCUGAAACAAGGAUUGCAGGUUGUGCGGUCCCCUCGGUCCACCUCGGUGACCCGAAGGGCUGCAGGGUUGCCGAUGCUCAUCCUGUGCGUUGUGUCAGCGGAGGAGGUCGGUAAAUCACGACCGCUGUUAGCCCACAGCAUGCAAAUCUUACUGGAGACGGCCAAAUCCCCUCUACCCGAGAACUGGGACCAGACACUGGACCUGCCACAGGUGUGUGCGGUUCACACUCUGCAGGCCCUGGUUCGUGGUUCUGGUCUGGGAGUAGCCGUCCUUCAGUUUGCUCCUGCUGUAGCCAUCUUGUCCCUCACGCUGAUCAGUUCUCCCUGCUGGGCCAUGAGGAAUGCUGCUCUGCAACUUUACAGUUCUCUAUGCUCGCGAAUGCUUGGCCAGCGGCCCAGCAGCGAGGAGGGUGGCCCUACCCUGCACGGCCUGUCCCCCCUUGCCUUUUUCUUCCACUACCCUGCGCUCCAGCCCUUCCUCCUGGGCGAGCUAAGAGGGGCGGCUCAAGACCUCCAGGGUCCUGCUCAUGAGGCUAAACUUCAUCUCCAACCCUCGCUCUUCCCCGUCCUCACUCUGUUAGCACAACUCCAGCCUGGCGUCCAAGACUCAACAGAAACUUUGUCAGACUUCCUGCCUCCUUUGCUCCAGCUGUCUGCCAGUCCUAUUUACAGCGUGAGAGUGAUGGCCUCGAAGGCUUUGGUUGCCAUGACUCCCCCCUCAGAGUACAUGAACAUCCUCAUCAAACUGACGGCUCAGCUGCCCGGUCCACAGGAGCGCUGCUGUCACAACCGGCUGCACGGACAGCUGCUGCAGAUCAGAGCUACUCUGGAGAGAGCUCUCUGCACAGUCAGUCCCAGUGCCCCUUCAGCUGACCUGUGUGAGGUGCUGAGCAGGGUGGACGCCUCCAUGUGGCUGGUGACUGAAGCUCAACGCUGCCCCCUAGUGAGAGCGGCCUACCUCAGUGUGGCAGACUCACUGAGAGGACUCUGCUGUGAGACCUACUCGUCAAAGCUCAGUGACACACUCGUGCACAACCUCCAAACACCUCAACGGGAGCUUCAGAUCGGGUCGUCAUCCUUCCAUCAACAAGCCAUCCGCUUUCUAUGUGCAGAUCUAAAGUGGGCUUGUCCAAUCUGGGACACCUUCUCUGCAGCGAGCCCUGAUCUGAGGCUCUCAUUGGUCACGUGGGUGGUGGAUGGGCGGGGUUCGCAGCAGACUGGCUUGAAAGAGGUGAUCCAGAGUGUGUUGCAGUCAAACCUGAAGGAGGCAUUGUUGAGCCACAGUGUGGAGUACCGCAGGACCUUCCUAGCAGCUCUGGUGGCAGUGAUGGCCGGAGGCAAUUCUACUUUACCCCAACAUCUUCCCCAGUCGGCCCCACUGGAGGAGCCAGUUCUGCCUGAGUGUCUGGAUUUGUUGCUGGGGGACCUGGAGGACCAGCGAGGGGGGCCAGAGUUUCUGUCACAGGCUCUGUAUGCUGCUAGUCUGCUGCUCUCCCAGUGUUCACACUGCAGUCCCAAGAUAUCCGUGAUCCAGCGCUGGUGUAGCGUCUUGGAGUGCCACCGAUCCCCUGACGUGCCUGAAGUGCUCAGGAUGGCGUGUGCUGGAGCUCUGUGUGUGGCUGGAGUUCCUCUAAUGAGCCGCGGCACUCCGCCUGCCAUCAUGAACAGGUUGAUCAACACGGGCCUUUACCUGCUGCAGGACCAGAGCCAGCAGGUGAGGAUGAAAGCGGCGUGUUUUACCUCCAUGCUGCACCAUGCGAGACGAGGAGAAAGCCGGAGGAGCGUCUACCUGAUGCAGGUCAACCAGGCUCUGCCGCUCCUACUGGACCAGCUACUGGAGAAAUGCUGGGAUACUCCUGGCACACUGGAGGUGCUGCUGUGUCACCUGCCUCCACAUGAUCUCAGAUCUGUGCUGAGAGAGGCCUCAGAGGCGGGGUGUUCCAGUCUGUAUGAGCAGGAUGAGGCCAAUGUGUUUGCAGAGCCCUCUGUGAUGUCGGCACAUGUGCUGCCUUACCUGCUGCAGAUGGCUGACAGACGCUCUGAAUGCUCUGCUGUGGCACAGAGGCUGAGUGCAUGGGCAGAGGAGAGUGCUGCACAGGUGCUAGACAGCCUUGCAGUCUGCAAAGAGCUCCAGCCAGCAGAGACACUGACGCCGGCCUGGCUGGCUCUCCUCGUGGACCCCCGUUUCCACAGCACCCUGUGUGGCCUGCUCACCAGGGCUGCCUUUCUCCUCCGGCUGGUGAAAACAUCUGAUGAUGUACGACACCUUUGUGAUCCUUCGUCGCUGCACAUGAUUCUACAGGAAGUUUGUAGUCUGCUCAGUUGGAGCGGUGUCCACUUUCCCUCUGCUGUAACAGCUGCUGUGGCUGGAGGACCGCCACGAUGAUGGAACGAGGGGCCUUUUUCUGUACACUGGUCCACGAGGCCCGGGAUGAAAUUACCUGUGGAUAUUUCAAGAAUGCUUAUGACAUCUACAUGUGCAGCCUCAUUGAAUUAGAAGUGCGACUGCUGAUGCGGCAGUAUGUAAGAGCUCAGUGGCUGCUGUCAGAGAAGAGACCUACUGGGCAUUACGUGCCAUGUCCCUCAUAAGCUCAAGAGGCCAGUUUUUAAUACAGUGCUUUUAAAUAAAAGUUUAUAACAUCACAUUUUCUUUAGGCUUUUUAUGAAGAGGUACAGCCACUCUUCAAAGCACCUUCUUAUUCCCAGAGCAGUGCUCCUGUCCUCAGUUGUUAUUGUCCAACAGCAGCAGCGCUCAGACUGAUCCAGUGAUGUAAUGCUAUUGCGUCUGGAAAAAUGGGCUGCUUGGUGCCCAGGAGGGGAGUAUAAUGUGUGUUUUGAUGCUCCAUUAGAAACCUUCUGCCUGGAUAAGUGUCCAUUUUCCAACCACAUGAGGGCUGAAGAUGAUUGACUGGAUCUGAUAGAGAGCUGUCAGUUGCUCCACAACAGACCACAGACUAGAGAAGUCUUACAUCACCAGAUGGCCCGCUGCUUUUGUUUGAGCUGGGUGGCUCUCAGUAUUGGACAAACACUGACAUGAAAGACUUUGUACAUCUUAUGGCUGGCCAUGUUAGGCGACUUAUUUAAUGUACAUAGAAGUUUUUAUUGUUGUCUCCUUACAACUUUUAUUUCCUUGGGAUAUGAUAUUGUCAAGGGUGAUUAAAUUCUCAGAAUAAUAAACAACCAAUUUAUCAA